Molecule: messenger RNA, 855 nt
Organism: Impatiens glandulifera
Lineage: Eukaryota; Viridiplantae; Streptophyta; Magnoliopsida; Ericales; Balsaminaceae
Product: ATPase 4, plasma membrane-type-like
Exons: 4
Coding region: 1-855 (284 amino acids)
Biological process (GO): regulation of intracellular pH; proton transmembrane transport
Cellular component (GO): plasma membrane
Molecular function (GO): nucleotide binding; P-type proton-exporting transporter activity
Source: RefSeq, a predicted model, not a curated record
AUGAGCCAAAAUGAUGGAUUAACGAGGGAGUUCCAAAAAGGAGAAAUCAAAGAUGGAUCUUCGUUCUUAUCCCUCCAGCGUCGCAUUGGAGACGAAGGUGAAGCUCAAAAUGACAUCGUUUUGAGUGUCUUCAGGUGUUCGGUUGGCGUUCUGUCCAGCAUCGUUGCAUUUGGGCGGACCGUUAGUGUCCUAGCUAACGUGGCGUUAGGCGUUCUGCUGUGGCCCGGGCGCCUUCUCGUUACGCAAAGGCCUUCUCGUUACGCAAAGGCCUUCUCAUUACGCGAAGGGCCCUCCCUUAAGUUUAAGAAAUUGGGUUGGUGUCUCCAGUCUACUUUAACUGGUGAGUGUCUUCCUGUUACAAAAUCGGCUAGAGAUGGGAUUUACUCUGGUUCUACCUGCAAGCAAGGAGAAAUCGAAGCUUUUGUGAUUGCCACGGGUGUGCAUACCUUCUUUAGUAAAGCUGCUCAUCUAGUAGACAGUACAAAUCAAGUUGACCAUUUUCAAAAGGUAUUCUUGACUGCCAUAAAGAAUUUCUACAUAUGUUCUAUAGCAGUAAGGAUGUUGAUUGAGACUAUUGUGAUGUACCUUAUUCAGCGUCGAUCCUAUCGUACUGGAAUUGAUAAUCUGCUAGUACUGCUUAUAGGUGGAAUUCCCAUUGUAAUGCCCAUUGUCCUAUCUGUGACAAUGACAAUCGAUUCACAUUGUUUGUCAGCAGGGGAAAUCACAAAAAGAAUGACAACAAUAGAAGAGAUGGCAUGUAUGGAUGUUCUUUGUAGUGAUAAAACUGGAACUUUGACACUAAACAAGUUAACAGUGGACAGAAACCUUAUUGAGGUAAUUUAUUGUUGGACAUGA